AAGACUUUUCAUCUCAACAUAAUAAUAGAGUUCAAAGUGGAUAUGAACUCUUUAUGGGCAGUAUAGAUGUGUUUGUUUAUGACAUGAGAAUUUUACUCGAACAAGCCGAACUUUAUAUCCUCCCGCCCUUCCCAACAUUGGGCGUGUGUGGUGGAGCAUAGGCUGAACAGUGCGACGGCGACAUGGAUGCCACCGGCUCCGCCUCCAAUUAUUCUCAAGUUGAAACUCCAUUGGUGGACGGCGUCGUUGACGGAUUCGUUGACUUCAAAGGUCGUCCCGUCGUCAGAUCCAAAUCCGGUGGCUGGAGAUCCGCCUAUUUUAUUAUCGGUGUUGAAGUGGCGGAGAGAUUUGCAUACUAUGGAAUUAGUUCAAACCUAAUCACAUAUUUGACUGGUCCGUUGGGCCAAUCGACGGCGACGGCUGCCGAAAAUGUGAAUGCCUGGUCUGGAACGGCGUCGCUCCUCCCUUUGUUCGGUGCUUUCGUUGCUGAUGCGUUUUUGGGUAGAUACCGGACGAUUUUCAUUGCUUCUCUCCUCUAUACACUGGCACUUGGGUUACUCACUGUUUCAGCUUUGAUUCCUUUUUCCGGCUGUGAAACCACCAACGGUUCCACUUCCACAUGUUCUCCUCCUCAAUUCCAAGUCGUUCUGUUCUUCGUUUCACUGUAUCUUGUCGCAUUUGCUCAAGGAGGACACAAGCCAUGUGUUCAAGCUUUCGGAGCUGACCAGUUUGACUCCCAGAAUCCAGAAGAACUCAAAUCCAAAAGCUCCUUCUUCAACUGGUGGUACCUUGGAUUGUGUGGAGGUCCACUUUUGGCGCUAGGUGUUCUUAAUUACAUUCAGGAUAACUUUAGUUGGGGUCUCGGAUUUGGGAUUCCUUGCAUUGUUAUGGGUCUUGCACUGCUUAUAUUCUUGUCUGGAACCACAACAUAUCGGUUUGAAGAGAAAGUCGAUGAAAAAAGUGCUUUUGUUAGAAUCGGGCAAGUGUUUGUUAGAUCGUUUCAGAAUCGGAAAACUCCAUCUUCAUCAAUAUCCAUGGAAGAAGAAGCUUAUGGAACUGGAACCUUGCCUCAUCAAGGUUCUCAGCAGUUCAGUUUUCUAAACAAAGCCUUACUUUCACCCGAUGGAUCAAAGGAAGAAGGGAAGAUCUGUAGCCUGAAUGAAGUGAACGAAGCGAAAGCAGUUCUCAGACUAAUUCCGAUAUGGUCCAGCUUGUUAGCAUUCGCAGUUGUUUUCGCCCAAUUUUCCACAUUAUUCACCAAACAAGGAUUCACCAUGGACAGAUCAAUCGGAUCAAGCUUUGAAGUUCCAGCCGCCACACUCCAAAGUUUCAUCAGCAUCACCGUCGUUAUCCUUAUCCCAAUCUACGACCGCAUCUUAGUCCCUCUCGCCAGAUCCAUCACCAGAAAACCCUCCGGCAUCACAAUGCUUCAAAGAAUCGGAACCGGAAUCUUCAUAUCGAUACUUUCAAUGAUCGUUUCAGCAGUUGUCGAGAUCAAACGAUUGAAAACCGCAGAGGAAUACGGAUUAUUAGAUAACCCUAGCGCCACCGUUCCGAUGAAAAUCUGGUGGUUGUUACCUCAAUAUUUGUUGACCGGAGCUGCUGACGUGUUCACGAUGGUGGGCCUACAAGAGUUCUUUUACGAUCAAGUGCCGACGGAGUUGAGGAGCAUCGGUUUGGCGCUUUACCUGAGUAUAUUCGGUGUCGGUAGCUUUUUAAGCAGUUUUCUGAUCUCGGUUGUUGAGAAAACCACCGGCGGAGAUGGUGGAGACGGUUGGAUUUCCGAUAACUUGAAUCGAGGUCACCUUGAUUACUUCUACUGGCUUCUAGCGGGUAUCAGUAGUGUGGCAUUUUUAAUCUACUUGUAUUUUGCAAAAUCUUACAUAUAUAAUCGACAAACUACCUUUUGAAGAUCACCUAUAGCAACAGGUGGCAUUUAUACAAGGUGAAACAUAUGAAACAACGUAUACUUGUAGUAGUUGUUAUUUUAAUGUUAAUAUUCUUGUAAUUCGGUAAUGC
Molecule: messenger RNA, 2019 nt
Organism: Lactuca virosa
Lineage: Eukaryota; Viridiplantae; Streptophyta; Magnoliopsida; Asterales; Asteraceae
Source: the annotation of a GenBank genome assembly